Echinococcus granulosus is the source of this 1227-nucleotide messenger RNA. RefSeq names its product Dual specificity mitogen-activated protein kinase kinase. Lineage: Eukaryota; Metazoa; Platyhelminthes; Cestoda; Cyclophyllidea; Taeniidae. Gene Ontology annotation, molecular function: MAP kinase kinase activity; ATP binding. Bases 1 to 1227 code for a protein of 408 amino acids. Gene Ontology annotation, biological process: MAPK cascade; protein phosphorylation. The transcript has 8 exons. The record is from RefSeq and is a predicted model, not a curated record.
AUGUCAGCCGUUCGUAGGCCAUUGCCGCUGAAUCUUGGCGAAACUCGUCGCAUUCCUGGUGUUAUAUUGCCGGUUGAAAUUGGGCCUAGCACUCAGCUCAGCAAUCGUACUGAUGUCAUUAUUAACGGUCAGAAAGUCACAAUAGAUGCAAGAGAUUUGGAGACUGUAUGUCUCUUCGUAAUGCUCGAUAAUCGUCUCAAAAUUUGCAUCAUUGCAGUAAGUUUUGGCGACUUACUUUGGAUUUCAUAUGAUGGUUUGGCAAGUUACUUUUCAGAGUUUUCCAUUUUCAUCGUUGACAGCGGAGUUGUGGUCGCUGUUUCAUCGGAAUUUUUUACCAUCUUUCUGAAAGUUUUGGUGCGCUUUUUCAUAAAAGAUUUGGCAACAGAAGGUCGAGGAGAAUAUGCGCGGGUCCAUCGGAUGUACCACGCACCGAGCAAGUGUGAAUUUGCGGUAAAGAGACUGCCAUUUGAAGUAGAGACCUCGGAUCGCUCACGCAUUCUUAACGACUGGAAUGUGAGCAUGCGCACCAGCACCUGCCCCUACGCCGUCCUCUCCUACGGCGCCCUUUCCGUCGGCUGCGAGUUUUGGGUGGUCAUGGAACUGAUGGAUGACUCCCUAGAUAAAUUUCUCCAAAAGGUUUACGCACAAGGAAAAAUAAUCCCGGAGAAUCUCCUAGCCUACAUUGCUUUUUGUGUAGUCACUGCGCUGGAGUACCUGCGAAAGGACCUUGUGACUAUGCACCGCGAUGUCAAGCCCUCCAACAUCCUCAUUGACCGCGCUGGGCACGUAAAGGUUUGCGACUAUGGCGUGUCGGGCGAGUUGAAGAACUCCAUGGCCCAGAGUAACACGGGCACCUGUCGCUAUAUGGCGCCCGAGCGUAUUGAUCCCAGUCGCAGCGCCGGUGGUGGUUUCCGUAUUCAAGCGGACGUCUGGAGUUUGGGACUCACGCUUCUUGAACUGGCUACUGGUAAACACCCCUACGAAAGCUUCGUCAAUCAGUUUGAACUUCUCAAACAUGUGGUUCACGAGGCACCGCCAAAUGUGCCGGAAUCGGUGCCCUACUCGCAAGACUUUCGAGACAUUGUGUCGCAGUGUCUAGUGAAGGAGGAAUCCGCUCGCGCCAACUACCUGCGUCUCCUCGACUCGCCCUUCCUUCGCAGUGUCUGCGUGGAACGCGAUGCACCCCUCAUGGCCCAAUUUGUCUCUACCAUUCUUGAUCACCAAUGA